This is a messenger RNA of Penicillium malachiteum, 1932 nucleotides long. RefSeq names its product Leucine Rich Repeat domain protein. NCBI's taxonomy places the organism in Eukaryota, Fungi, Ascomycota, Eurotiomycetes, Eurotiales, Aspergillaceae. The record is from RefSeq and is a predicted model, not a curated record. The annotation marks the transcript as partial. The transcript has 3 exons.
AGGGCCCGCUCUCUUUUAACCAUGGCCUCUCUCACCACUACACCUCCCAUGCAUACUAAGCCGACUCUUCCGCGAUUCUCGACUGCGAUCUGUACCGACCACGAUCACUCUCGCGACUCUUCUCCUUCGUCUUGCGAUACACCGGACGGGUCUCGAUCUAGCAGCCGCCGACGCCCAUCGUUCGGCUCGAUCAAAGAGGACGUCGACGGCAUCGCACAAUCAUUUGUAGAUACUCACCACGUGCCUUCCCCCAAGGAAACCAAAGAACCUCGCAAGUUUGAAUUUCCGGAGAUGCAACAGAGUCCGGACUUUUGUUGUCCAUGCGGUGGUUUUCUCGGUUGGAAGCAAAUUCGCCUUGGCGGCAAGAGUCUGAGCCGCAGCUACAGUGAUCUUCGUGGCUUAGCUAGUUCGCAGGCUAAAGGAUGGGCUUGGGAGACCACUGAAACCGGCCAAGAGUUGGUUCCUCCACCGGCACCUGUAAUUGAAGUGCCACAGGCCCCUGCUGGAAUUCCACCAGGUACAUCGGCAAUGGAGAAGCUCCCAUCGGAAGUACUGGAUCAAAUUAUCUCUUACUUGGCUAUCGAUAUCCCGCCCAAUGGUUAUACUCCGCGCAAUAUCGAUCUGGUUUCGUGCCUUCUCUCUUCGCGCACUCUCCACGCGGCGACAUUGGGGGUUCUAUACAGAAAUAUGACCUUCCCCCACUCGAUCAUCUUUUCCAAGGCUCUUAACCAUAUCUCACAGUAUCCAGCGCUGGGUACGCUGGUGCGCCGGCUGGAUUUCUCGCACUUCACCUCUGUUGGAUUGGGUCGUACUAAGCAGAUGAACGCAGAAAUUCAGAACCUGACUUCGCGCACCUUGUUGCAGUGCCUGGAAUUGUUGCCAAACUUGAGGGAGUGUCUGUUGCAGGAACAUCUUGAGGGUGAUUUGAGUGUGGAAGUAAUUCGGAAGCUGUUUAUGGGCUUACCAAUUCUACAGGCCAUCGAUUUGUGUGGCUGCUCUACCAACUCCUUCUCCGCGGUCUUCACCGAAGCUUUGACUGGUGGUCCAGCUCUGCCUAUGACCAUGCCAAACCUGAAGCGACUCUCACUCCAUGAAUGCAGCACGAUCCCAGCGCACAUGUUCGAUUUCAUCCUGCCGCGCCUGAUCAAUCUGACGCACCUCGAUUUGACCCACACUCAAAUCAACGACUCAGCUCUUUUUGCCAUCCCUGAAACCGCCCGUAUCACCCACCUGAGUCUGUCACGUUGCACACGCCUGCACCCUCCGGCCCUGAUCCAGUUCCUGACCACCCACCCGGCUGUUUGCGACUCCCUGGUGUUCUUGAACCUCCUGACCGAUGCGACUCGAUUCCGCCUCCUGGAAGAAGAGGAUGUCACGGCCCUGCUACCCAAAUUGCCCAGCACCCUUCAUUCCCUGAACCUAGGUGGUGCUCGAGUCACCUCUGCUCACGUCCCGCUCCUGCUCCCUCUCACGAAGCAUCUGGAGGAACUGGGAUUGAGUUCUGCAGACCUGUCCGUACAGGAUAUCAACACAUUCUUUGCCCGGACAAAGGAGAAUACUAUUCCUAGCACACUAUGUUACCUUGAUCUGGCUAAGGUGACGCAGAUGACUAUUGGAUCCAUUUUCAAUAUGAGUACCUGCCUGUUGCUGUCAGAGCAGAGCUACCCACUUCAGGUGGUCGAGUUUAGUGAUAAGAUUAUCACUCCCUUGCGUGAGCGCAGCAAGACCCAGCGAGCCUCUGUUGGUUGGACCGUGCGAGAACUCGGUCGCCGCGGCUGGUACGUUCGGGACCCUGCUUCUAUGCCUCAAUGCCCGAUCGACGAUGGGUCUCGUUCCUGGAAAAUGGGCGCACGCUGGUGGGGCAUGCGUAAGAUUCCCAUGGCGAUCGGCGAUGUUGGUGGUAUCUAUGGACACUACAUGUUCAAGAAAUGA